Messenger RNA from Syzygium oleosum, 1288 nucleotides. Its product is annotated as choline-phosphate cytidylyltransferase 2. NCBI's taxonomy places the organism in Eukaryota, Viridiplantae, Streptophyta, Magnoliopsida, Myrtales, Myrtaceae. The coding region runs from base 105 to 1028 and encodes 307 amino acids. Gene Ontology annotation, biological process: CDP-choline pathway. Gene Ontology annotation, molecular function: choline-phosphate cytidylyltransferase activity; phosphatidylcholine binding. The transcript has 9 exons. The record is from RefSeq and is a predicted model, not a curated record.
AAAGCCGAAGGAAAAGGGAAGAGAAGAAGACCCGUUCAACGCUCCAAGCCUCGGGAUUCUGAGGUCUUGAUGGUUAUUUGAAGCGAUCUUCGAUCGUCGCGGCGAUGGCGAACCAGGCGCAAGCAGAGAACGAUCCCACCGAUCCCAUGCCUGCGAGCAAGCCCGUCCGCGUCUACGCCGACGGCAUCUACGAUCUCUUCCACUUCGGCCACGCCCGCGCCCUCGAGCAAGCCAAGAAAUCGUUCCCAAAUACUUAUUUGCUCGUCGGAUGUUGCAACGAUGAGAUCACCCACAAGUUCAAAGGCAAGACCGUGAUGACAGAAGAGGAGCGCUACGAAUCGCUUCGUCAUUGCAAAUGGGUAGAUGAAGUUAUUCCUGACGCUCCUUGGGUGGUGACGAAAGAAUUUCUUGACAAGCACAACAUCGAUUUCGUAGCCCAUGAUGCUCUUCCUUAUGCUGACACCAGUGGAGCUGGAAACGACGUAUAUGAAUUUGUCAAAGCUAUUGGGAAAUUCAAAGAAACCAAGCGCACUGAAGGGAUUUCUACAUCAGACAUCAUAAUGAGGAUCGUCAAAGACUACAACCAAUAUGUGAUUCGGAACUUGGACAGGGGUUAUUCAAGAAAAGAUCUUGGUGUUAGCUUUGUGAAGGAAAAGCGACUGCGGGUGAAUAUGAGACUAAAGAAGCUACAUGAAAAAGUGAGGGAACAUCAAGAGAGGAUUCAAACCGUGGCAAAAACUGCUGGCAUGCAUAGGAAUGAGUGGGUUGAAAAUGCUGAUCGCUGGGUUGCUGGAUUUCUCGAAAUGUUUGAAGAAGGUUGCCAUAAGAUGGGCACAGCCAUCAAGGAUCGGAUCCAAGAGAGCUUAAGGAGUCAGCUAUUGGCUGCAGACCUGUUGCAGAAUGGGAAGGACGAAGACGACGACACCGACGAAGACGACGAGUACUUUGAUGACUAUGGACAGGAAGAGUAUUAUGAUAACAACGAAUAUUAUGAAGAGAAAGCGCAGGAAGUGCAGAAAAAGAGCUAAGCAUUUUGACUGCGAGUGCUGGAUCAUCGAAUCCUCGAUAGAUUGGGAUCUUGACAAGAGAUAGUGCUGCAACAUCAAGAUGGCUAUUGACAACCUACCGGUUCUAAAUUUCAAACUUAGGAGAAGUUUGUCGAUAUUCCAUUGAAAAUAUCACCAUUUCGAUAUCUUCCGUAGGAUAUUUUUCUGUUGUAAUGUGGCGGUCUUUCUGGAUUCAAGUCGCGAAAAUUUUAAAUGCGAAAUAAGUGUGAAUUUUAUUCAAA